Molecule: messenger RNA, 4588 nt
Organism: Exophiala oligosperma
Lineage: Eukaryota; Fungi; Ascomycota; Eurotiomycetes; Chaetothyriales; Herpotrichiellaceae
Exons: 1
Coding region: 513-4145 (1210 amino acids)
Biological process (GO): protein polyubiquitination
Molecular function (GO): ubiquitin protein ligase activity
Source: RefSeq, a predicted model, not a curated record
GUCAAACUGCCCUUUGUACGAGUACUACAGUACAACGACGGAUUGACCACGACCCGAACUCGUUCUGUAGAUCACCCCAUCUCUCAAACUUCCCUCAUCGGCGGUGCCGACGACGACAACAACAACAGUGAGGAGGGCUGCUGCGACGUCUUUUUUGCAGCCCUCGAUUCUAUCUCAAUCCCGUUCCCAUAGUCAAAUAUCUUUACCCCUCGUCCCUGCCUGCCCAUCUUGCAGUGUCUGCACCGGUUGACAGACAAUAUGCUCGGUCUUGUCGACCAUCCAGGCUGCGAGACUAUUCCAGGUGAUUGACUGCUUGGGGGCGGAUGCAUUUCUUUAGACGAUCCUCAUCUACCAUUUGUUCAACUGGGCUCGGGUUUCAUCCUACGCUUUUGCGCUAAUUGCAGCCCGUUCAACAAGGGGUCCGCGUAGCCCAGCCGAAGAGAGGCUCUGUGAACCUCAAAAAGUACAAACACCACCCGACGAAGGCUUGUCUGAGGGCUUCCGACUCCUUCAUGGCGCCUGUUCCCUCCCAUCAGAAGGCAGGGCGCUCGGUGCCACGAAACAUCCAAACGCACCUGACCCCGAACGAGGACCGGCAGAGCACCACCGACCUGAACCGUCCCCUUCCUCCACCUCCCGCCUCUGCUUCGAUCGAGACCUACGAGAUCCCGAGCCUUCGGAGAAAGCCUGUCCCCGGCCAACUGGAGCCGGAGUCGUCCAAACCCAGCCACAACCGGUCGUUCAGUCACCCAUUCCCUUCGAUAUUUGGUUCUAAGAGAUCUGAGAAAAAGCAUAACGCACGGGGAGAGCCCGAGGUCACAGCAAGUGGUAGCAAGGACAACCGGCAGGAGGAUAAUAGAUCCAAGCCUCCCACCACUGAAGCCGCUGCGCAUCGCGGGGAUCGACAGCCUGUGACGGGGAAAUGCAUGACCUGUGACUCGACUGUACGCUGGCCUCAAGGGCUCAAAGUGUUCCGAUGUACUACUUGUUUAACAAUCAACGAUCUCGAGUUCAACCCGGAGAGAGAAGCAGCUGAUGGCGCGAGCGUCUCUGGCCCACCUCGCCGAUCGAUGCCGUUGUCCCUGGACAGAACAAGAUCACUUAUUGAUCGAUGUAUGAGGGAAUAUCUCGAGCGACUUCUCGAACCAAAAUUCGAACAAGAGCGGGCGGUUGAAGUUCAAGCCCACUCACCACCUGAAGAAUCAUUUCUCCUAGCAGGAACUCCUCCAGAAAGAGCUCUCUUUGGACAGCUUCAGGAUGAUGUAGACUCUCCUCCGCCUUCACCGCGACCCCCUACGAAACCACGAAGCCCCUCGGACUCGACCUUGACCACGUUCAAAUCAAAGUCAAAUGGUCUAUCUCCAUUUGUUCAAGGUCAGGCAUCAGAUCCAUUUUCAAGCUCCGUUCCAGCGCAAACUCGGCUGCCGGAGAGCAGCGCCCGUGACGCAGCGUGCAACACCCCUGGAAUGACGAAUGACAUCUUCCGUAUGGUCGAGAAUUACGUAGCUAACUCUUUCAUCGGGUGCGCUAAUCUCAACAACUCAUUUCUUACCCCGAGACCUCCCCAGGAGUCCAAGGGCGAGCCAAAGCCCAGAACAGGUUCGAGCACGCAGCAAAGACGACAAAUGUCUGAGCCGAUAUCUGCUCCGCAAUUUGAAUCAGAAGUUUUCCUGUCAGAUCUCGAUGCCAAAACUUUGCUCUUAGGAGAUGUCGCUGAGAAUGGAUCUUGGUGGCUGGGAGCACCAGGCGGACGAUCAGACGCAUCACAUCACCGAGAUCGCUCUCCGGACAAAGUGCGUGGCUCCAAUAGUUCACGAAAUGUCAGGAUCAAUUGGUUAGAGCUCGCCGAGUGGUAUCGUUGCAUAAUAUAUGCUGGUGAGGGAUGGGAGCAGAGUUGGAAUGAAAUGAAGUCCCACACAGAAGGCACAGUGCAACAACAUUGCCAGUCGAUACCUCUCGAGAGUCUGCAGCGAGACAUCAUCGAGUCUCGUAUCCAUCUCCACCGGAGCUUAUUGAAAAUGACCGAGAAUCUACUGAAACGGCCACGACAGCCUCUGAAGCAUCCAGAAGAUUGUCGAUUUCUUUUGAUAUUGCUCUCAAACCCACUGCUAACUCCGCAAAGACUGGAAGCUGGGAAGAUGUUCGGUACAACUUUAUCGCAUCCACCUACGGCGGCGAGCCGAUCAAAUGAAGAUAGAGCUAGAAGCUCCCCAGCCAGACGUAAUCCGAGCUCUGGUCGGCGGCCUGGAAGUCUUGGCCAUCACUCAGGAAUCAUCAAGCGCAUUCUAGGCCUUCUCUCUAAUUUGCCCAACGAAAUACAUCAGUCUCUUGUUUCUUGGUUUGCCAAAUACUCUGAUGGCCAUUUUCAACGUACCGUGGAGCUGGUUGGAAGUUUCGUCACGUACCGCUUGUCGCGGCAACAAAAGCGUCCUACGCACGAGCCGAUCAAUCCUACCGCUGGUCUUGUUCCCAGUUUCUCGGGCAGUGGGAUGCAACAUGCGUCUCAAAUCCACGCAGCUCUAGGGGGUCGAGCGUCGUCUACAUCAGGGGGCGACAACGAUGGCAAGCCUAAACUCGCCUUGUAUGGAGAAGACUGGCAGGUUCGUGCAGCAGCAAGGGUGAUGGCUCUCCUGUUUCAAGCAAACAUUGGACAUGCAGCUCGAAAAAAGGAUGCACACAAUACCCACGAUCAAAGGCAUCAGAGUCCGGGUCAGAAUGCUAGACAUCAAGCAAACCGUCAUGGUCAGAUCGUACCAAUUAGCAACUUUUACAACACAAUGCUGGACUAUGCGGAUUUGGUUGCUGACUUUGAGACAUGGGAGACAACCAAGACCAAAUUCACCUUUUGCCAGUACCCGUUCUUCCUCAGCAUAUAUGCCAAAAUCCACAUCCUCGAACACGAUGCUCGAAGGCAAAUGGAACUCAAGGCAAAGGAGGCUUUUUUCGACAGCAUCCUAAGUAGGAGGGCUGUCAGCCAAUACCUUGUGCUGAAGGUCCGACGAGAAUGCCUGGUCGAAGACAGCCUGCGCAAUGUUUCCGAGGUCGUAGGCUCUGGUGGCAGCGACAUUAAGAAGGGCCUACGCAUCGACUUUCAAGGAGAGGAGGGCGUUGACGCUGGAGGACUUCGCAAAGAAUGGUUUCUUCUGUUGGUACGGGAGAUUUUCGAUCCUAACCACGGUCUCUUCGUAUACGAUGACGAUUCCCACUUCUGUUACUUUAACCCUUAUUGCUUCGAAUCCUCGGAACAAUUCUUCCUAGUCGGGGUACUCUUGGGCCUGGCGAUAUACAAUUCGACCAUCCUCGAUAUCGCAUUUCCUCCUUUCGUCUUCAAGAAGAUGCUCGCGUCCGCUCCGAUGACAGGGGACAAACUCACAUCUACCACAAGGGUCGGCCACAGCUACACUUUGGAAGACCUGGCAGAAUUCCGCCCAGCACUUGCACGAGGGUUGCGGCAACUUCUUGAGUUUGAAGGUGAUGUUGAAGAGACGUUUUAUCGAGAUUUCGUUGUGGAAAUGGAGCGAUAUGGCGAGGUCAUCCGGGUUCCCUUGUGUCCUGGCGGGGAGAAACGACCAGUGACAAACUCCAACCGGAGAGAAUUUGUGGAUCUCUACAUCCAUUAUCUCCUCGAUACAUCGGUCACUCGACAAUAUGAGCCCUUUAAACGCGGCUUCUUUACUGUCUGUGGAGGCAACGCGCUGUCGCUAUUCCGACCUGAGGAAAUUGAAUUACUGAUACGUGGUUCUGAUGAGCCGCUGGACAUUGCUAGUCUUCGUGCAGUCGCCACGUAUGAAGGAUGGUCCAAGAAUGAAGGCCCACCGGACAAACAGCCCCAGGUCAUCUGGUUCUGGGACUUUUUUGGGCGAGCGACUCCAGGCGACCAGAGAAAGAUAUUGACUUUCAUAACGGGCAGCGAUCGCAUCCCGGCCAUGGGGGCCACGAACCUGAUCAUUCGCAUUCAGUUGCUCCGCCUCAAGGACGAGGUUGACGGUCUUGGCCGGGGGCCGCCUAGAAAGAGCAUCGAGAGGUUUCCAAUUGCCAGGACAUGCUUCAACACCUUGAGCUUGUACAGAUAUAGCAGUCGUCAGAAAUUGGAACAAAAGCUUUGGACGGCAGUUACGGAAAGUGAAGGGUUUGGAUUGAAGUAACCAAAUCAGAGGCUUGCGGGCGACUGGUGACGCCAACGCGUUCGAUGAUUGAAAUGACUAUAAGACAAAGGGUUUGGGAUUGACCAGGUUGGAUUCGCCUUGGGGUCCAAACCGACGAGAGAAGGAGCUGGAAAGAAAAGUUGGCAUAUCGAGGUAGGGGAAAGAUUCACAUUGGCAUGGGUAUGGGUAUUGAUUAGUAUUUGACUAAGCCCGCGAUUGACAUGGAAUGGCAUGGCAUUGCAUGGGGGAUCAUGAAAGCAAGGCGUUUCGAAGUGCUGCUAUAAGAGCCAGAGAAGAGAGAGAGAGAAAAAGAUUCGAGAGUCAUCAGGAUAACGAUAGUCUUUUCUAUGAGAAAAAAAAAUGCCCACCUUUGGAUAUCCAGAAGGGAAGAGAACCCAUGUUGAUGUCGAAAAGACGAGGUUUCGUCCUCGAUACAAAAGAUG